This is a messenger RNA of Cooperia oncophora, 267 nucleotides long. NCBI's taxonomy places the organism in Eukaryota, Metazoa, Nematoda, Chromadorea, Rhabditida, Trichostrongylidae. The record is from the annotation of a GenBank genome assembly.
AUGAUUGGCGCAAUGAAAACGUAUUUUGUUCUUUCUAUGCUGCUCGGAUUGCUGUCGAUUGCUUCGCCGAUGGAUCAUGUAUGCAAAAAGAAGAUCGACAGUGGACAUUGCUUAGCUUACAUUCCUAGAUACGGUUUCUCUACUGAAAAAGGUAAAUGCGUUAAGUUUGGGUACGGCGGUUGCGAAGGCAACGGAAACAACUUCAGAACUAUGGAAGAAUGCAGAAAGAAGUGUCAUCAAAGGAAGUUCAUCAUCUAUCCAAUUUGA